Molecule: messenger RNA, 375 nt
Organism: Trypanosoma cruzi
Lineage: Eukaryota; Euglenozoa; Kinetoplastea; Trypanosomatida; Trypanosomatidae
Exons: 1
Coding region: 1-375 (124 amino acids)
Source: RefSeq, a predicted model, not a curated record
AUGGCGACAAAAGAGAUUCAACUCCCACAAGCCCAAUCUCGGGAGCCUGUGGUGCACCCCUGUGAUGUCAUUCAGCGCGGGGCCUUUCAUAAGGACAACGCGGAGCGUCUCCACCGCAUUCGCACCACACUGGGAUGGGGUGCCGCGGCGGACACUGCACUUACGGAGACGACACUUCUUUCCGCCCGCCGCCUCGGUGCGAUUCCUAGCAGUUUUGCGUUGUACCAUCACUACCGCGGAACUGCUUCGGAGCUGACCCCAAUGGACCUGUACGGCCAGCCUGAAGACGACCCCAACGUGCAGCCGUCAUCUCGGGCCAUUGUGGAGAAGUCCGUUUAUGGAUACGAGCUGACGAUGAGGAACUUGGGCAUGUAG